Messenger RNA from Daldinia vernicosa, 1597 nucleotides. Its product is annotated as ubiquinone biosynthesis O-methyltransferase. The record is from RefSeq and is a predicted model, not a curated record. Gene Ontology annotation, molecular function: 2-methoxy-6-polyprenyl-1,4-benzoquinol methyltransferase activity. Gene Ontology annotation, biological process: ubiquinone biosynthetic process. Lineage: Eukaryota; Fungi; Ascomycota; Sordariomycetes; Xylariales; Hypoxylaceae. Bases 137 to 1081 code for a protein of 314 amino acids. The transcript has a single exon.
UUCAAUCUUCAUGCCAUCAGUCUUCUCCCGUCUUCUACUCUUACACGACGACAGCCAGCAUCCGCCGCGGCUAAAUAGACAAGUUUUUUAAAAAUUGCUCGAGGGUAAAGCUGCUAGUUAUCAAAUACAGUAAAUCAUGCCACCCCGUAUCAAAAUAAAACCCGCGCUUCUCCGACAACUCCGAUAUUCUCCAGCCAGUCCGCGUCCCGUUCGAUGCAUAAUAAUAUCUCCAAGUCGGAGCUUCUCGGUCACGAAAGCCUCGGCCUCGGCUUCGGCUUCUCACUCUUCCCCGAACUCUACCUCCGCCGAUUCCACCUUCACGACCGUUUCUCCCGAGGAGGUCUCUCACUUCAACGCCCUCGCAUCCUCGUGGUGGGAUCCUCAGGGACCAUCCCGCAUCCUCCACUUGAUGAACCCGCUGCGCCAUGACUUCAUUCGCUCAUGUCGCUCUUCAGCCCUCGAUAAUCCACCCCCGCCUUCGAAUAACUUGAAAUACUUAGAUAUAGGUUGUGGAGGUGGUAUAUUCGCCGAGUCUGCUGCCCGAUUGCCUACGACCGCGUCCGUGACGGCCAUAGAUCCCAGCUCCGAGGUGUUAUCUAUUGCUAAAGCACAUGCUAAGCGGGAUCCUGCCUUGAAAUCUAAGUUAACUUACAUAAAUACGCCUAUCGAAAAUCUGCCGGUUCCGGGUACACCUCAGGACGGCUACGAUAUUGUGUCCAUCUUCGAAGUCAUAGAACACGUGUCGAAUCCAGCCGAAUUCCUCGAUCGGUGUGCUCCCUUCGUCAAACCGGGCGGCUGGUUGGUUCUCAGUACUAUUGCGAGGACAUGGCUUAGCUGGGUGACGACCAAUCUCGUGGCGGAAGACCUACUUCGUAUAGUACCGAAAGGCACCCAUGACUGGCAAAAGUACAUCAACGAAGAAGAAUUAAAAACACACUUUCUCCAAAACAGGACAGAAUGGACUGAGCCUAGAUGUAUGGGCGUAGUUUACGUUCCUGGUCUUGGCUGGAAGGAGGUGACUGGUAGUGAGAAGAUUGGCAACUACUUCUUCGCCGUGAGAAAGGUCACCAAUACAGUAUAAUUAGUCGGGUGUUGUCUCAAUUGUUACAUGACCUUAAAAAUACGGCACUAUCUCUUAUCCCUAUAACUACGUCCAAUUACCAAAAUCUUAGUUAUAAGAGUCCCAGUUAUGGGAGACGCCAUCCAGACCUACAUCGAUUACACCAUUCUCCUCCAAACUACCACCAUACCGAUAUGAGUCUCCCGUUGUCACGUUCAACUGCAGAUACGGCUCAUUUGGUGUUGUUACCUGCUUGCUCAAAGGAAAAGACAAUACUAUAAUAUUGCCAAGGGGUCCGUCCAAACGAAUUCGAUCCGAUAACUCAUAAUAAUACAUAUUGUAUUAACUAAACAUCUAGAUACACUUUUACAACCCAUCUCACGCUUCUGCCGAUUGGCAACUGAGUAUAUCUUAACGCUUACUACGUCCUUAUCGAGACUUUUCUGGUUAUGGACUGCUUACGCGAUAAGACGUACUCAUGUUGGAUGUCGUCAUCCCGAAUGUAACACUAUCAACCAAUGGUAAGCAGGGAUACUA